UGAUUAAGUCUUUUAGCAAUUAAUUUAUUGGGUAUUAUUAUUUAUUCAUUAUUUCAUUGAGUUAAAGAGUUGGUUUGUUUACUUAACGGAGAGCUAUGUGAUGCAGGAAAGCGGAUUAUUGCCGAUAUAUGGCCGAAAUCAAAACUGGUGAUGAAAAAUCAUUAGUCGCGGAAGAGUCGUUAAAAACAUAUAAGAAAGCAAUGGACGUAGCAGUGGUUCAAUUUUCACCUAUUCAUCCAACCCGCUUAGGCUUGGCAUUAAAUAUUGCUGUUUUUUACUACGAGGUUUCAAAUUCUUAUCAAAGGGCAUAUCAGUUGGCAAAGGAAACUUUUGAAGAGGCUAUGUUAGAGUUGGAUGGUUUAGGCGGCAGGGCUUACUCGAAAGACAGCAAGGUUAUCCUGAAUCUUUUGAGGGAUAACCUUACACUAUGGAAGGCCGAGAAUGAUGAAAGCAACCUUUGAAACAUACACUUCAUAUUCAUGAAAGAAACAUGUGAUUUUAUAAUGCAUGAAAGAAACAUGUGAAACAAAUAGCUAAGCUUGUUCAGAAUAAUAUGUUAAACAUCUCUGAUUUUAUAAUACGAAGUAUGUAUUGAC
Chenopodium quinoa (quinoa) is the source of this 596-nucleotide messenger RNA. Its product is annotated as 14-3-3-like protein GF14 kappa. Lineage: Eukaryota; Viridiplantae; Streptophyta; Magnoliopsida; Caryophyllales; Amaranthaceae. The record is from RefSeq and is a predicted model, not a curated record. Gene Ontology annotation, biological process: signal transduction. Bases 129 to 461 code for a protein of 110 amino acids. Gene Ontology annotation, cellular component: cytoplasm. The transcript is spliced from 3 exons.